Messenger RNA from Aspergillus calidoustus, 1227 nucleotides. The record is from the annotation of a GenBank genome assembly. NCBI's taxonomy places the organism in Eukaryota, Fungi, Ascomycota, Eurotiomycetes, Eurotiales, Aspergillaceae.
AUGGCGGAUGAGAUGGACUGGUAUCGCGGUCAGACCGUGUUGCUCACUGGCGGCACGGGCUUUCUGGGUUCAUGUCUGCUCUACAAGCUCACCGUGCAAGUGCCCACGCGCCGGGUCUUUGUGAUCUGUCGCAAAUCAGUCGAAUAUGCCAUUGCGAAGCUGGAGGAGUUGAUGCCAGAGCAGAGUGACGAGAUCCUGGACACUGGCAAGAUUCACUUUGUGAUCGGAAACCUGGGUCGUCCAGACUGGGGGAUGAGGCCCGCAGAUCUUCAGCGCUUGAAGGAUCAGGUCACGGUGGUCCUCCACGCCGCAGCAGAGACCUCCAUUAUUGCUAAUCUACCCCAGGUGGUCCAGACAAAUUGUCUGGCGUCUCUCUCGUUGCUGGACCUCCUCUGCAGCUUCCCGCUCCUCCACACUCUGCUCUACAUCUCGAGUGCGUUUGUCAACAUCUUCGUCCCGGAGACCUUCAUCCAGGAGGAGGUAUACAUCCUGCAUCCGGAUAUCGAAACAAAGGCAGACUUGCACGCCCACCUCCGAUCAAUCCGUGAGACUGGAACCUCGCCGUUGAGCCAACGCUUUCCCAACCCUUAUAUCUUCUCCAAGUACCUGGCCGAGAGAGCCAUUCUCGAUCAAGCCGACGCCCUGCCCUUUGCCCUCCUGGUUGUCCGCCCAUCCCUGAUUUGCCCCGCGAUCUGUGAUCCAUACCCGUCCUAUGGGGUUGACAUGGUGUCACCAGUUUAUUCGGCACUACAGAUGAUCGUCAGCAGCCGCGAAUACGGAAUCGAACGGCUGGCUCGCGAGCUCCCCCCGGACGCCUACAUAGAUGAAUUACCGGUGGAUCUGGUAGCCAACAUCUGCCUGCAACAUCUGGCCAUGGGGACUGUGGGCAUAGUGCACGCCACUGGGGACUUGUUUUUUCGGCCAACGGUCCACGAAGCCGCUCUGUUUCUGCGAGAGUAUACGCCAUGCGAGCUUCAGGGCCAGAUCCGUCAACGACAAAUGGGCGAACACAGCAGUUUGUCGGCUUUUUUCUUCGAGAAUUGCAAGUGGUACUGUGUGCGAUCCACAUUUGGCUGUGGUCGCUCAGCCCAGCUGAAGGAAUCGCAGGGAACCCUUGGUCUACAACGAGCAUGCAGGGGCCCUGUGCCUAUCUUCAAGGAUCGUGUUGAACGGAUGUCACGUGUUCUGGUUCAGCAGUUGAAGACGAGCAGCAAGGGCAUUGUGUAG